AUGACUGAGGAUUUGUACAACUUAAUCAAUGAUCGUGGGUAUACAUGUGACUUCGCUGAUGACUUCAUCUGGAACGCCAAUCAGGUCUUCCAAAGCGGUGGUUUCUCGGCAGCUAAACGGGUCACCGAGGACCUACUCUUCAGAAACCGCUCUGACUACGCCACAGCUAGUCAGUACGUCGAGGCGAUGCACGCUGCACACAGUGAUUUGGUCUAA
Messenger RNA from Penicillium arizonense, 216 nucleotides. RefSeq lists its product as uncharacterized. Lineage: Eukaryota; Fungi; Ascomycota; Eurotiomycetes; Eurotiales; Aspergillaceae. The transcript has 2 exons. The record is from RefSeq and is a predicted model, not a curated record. Bases 1 to 216 code for a protein of 71 amino acids.